This is a messenger RNA of Mugil cephalus (flathead mullet), 944 nucleotides long. RefSeq names its product methionine-R-sulfoxide reductase B1-A-like. The transcript has 4 exons. NCBI's taxonomy places the organism in Eukaryota, Metazoa, Chordata, Actinopteri, Mugiliformes, Mugilidae. The record is from RefSeq and is a predicted model, not a curated record. Gene Ontology annotation, molecular function: peptide-methionine (R)-S-oxide reductase activity.
AAAUGCAAUUUAAAAUAUGUGUUGUGAGAAAACUAACAUUGCCGUGCGUUCGUGGCAGAGCUGCUCAGUACAGAGCUGCCACCAGGGGGAGUUGAUGAGCAUUUAGGCAUUGCACAAGAGCCUCCCAGCCUUCGACACUUGACACUUGGCCGUGCAGGUUUUUUCCAGCUUCAAGCAGGUGGCUCUUUGUAACCAUUAACCACUCUGGCCUUUGAGAAACCGAGACAGCCGGAGCGAAAUGUCGUAUUGCUCAUUUUCUGGUGGGGAAGAAUAUAAAAACCACUUCCAGCCUGGAAUAUAUGUGUGCUCUGAAUGCGGCCAUGAGUUAUUUUCUAGCACGUCAAAGUUUGAACACUCCUCUCCUUGGCCGGCCUUCUCACAGACGAUCCAUGAGGACAGUGUCUCUAAACAACCUGAAGCAUGGGGACCCAUAAAGGUUAGCUGUGGCAAAUGUGGCAAUGGACUGGGUCAUGAGUUCUUGUACGAUGGGCCGAGAGAGGGGCUGUCACGCUUCUGAAUCUUUAGCAGCUCACUGGUGUUCGUCCCUAAAGGAGAGCUUGACGGACAAAAACAGUGAGCUGUGAAAGGGUGAAAAUGUUUCCCGCUGCUGAAGGUGUGAACCUUGGAUGAAGUGCUCUUGGACAAAGCCUGAUGGAUCUCCAUGGCGCUGAUGGACAGCAAGAGGAGACAAAGGGCAUAAACUCAAAAACAGAAACUAGUUCAGAUUUGGUCAAUAAUUUGUAAAAGACAGUAAUGUUUAACUCUAUCUAGCAAAUAAAUUGCAACUGUUUUCAGUUGAAGUCUUAACAGGAUUUAUAAAUUAACCUCUUGAUCUGUGAAAAUGUUGGAGACUGUAAUUACAUAGUUCCACCAGUUGAUGGUGCUAUUUGCUGGACCUAGUUCGCUCUCGGCUAUGUAGCAAUGUAUUAAAGUUUUUAGAUUCA